CGGAAGUGACGUUUGAAUUGUUGUCGUCAAGUCGUCCAAUCAGCGCCGCCGCAGGAAGUUUAAAACUGCCGAUUUGGAUAUUGUUUUUCUGGGACUUUAUUGAACUUUAAGGUCCAGGUGCAGUCAUGGCGGAGGGGCUGCUGGUGCAGGUGGGAUCGUCGGCCUAUCAGAGCGAGUCGUCAUCAGCGCAGACGCACCUGAGCAGAGGGGCGGGGCUUCAGGAGGAGGGCGAGGCCGUUCAGAGGAGUGCGUACUGUAAAGAGCUGCUGAUGAGAGGAGGAACGGAGUUCAGCUUCGAAGAGCUGAGAGCUGAAGGAUUCAACCAACGCAAACAACAGGAGCUGGACGAGAAACUGAGACGUGUGACGGAGGUGAAGGAGCAGCUGAGUCUGGAGCUGGAGGAGAAGCAGAGACUUCUGAGAGACGCACUGAUCCGGACGCCACAGGUGGUUCCCGAAGGCUCCGCCUCUCCGAUCAGCGACUCUGCUGGACCUCCAGCUGCCACGUCCUUCCAGAUAUACGACGAGUCCCGGUCUGCUGCUGCUCGGCCUGCUGGCAGAAGCUCUGAAACGUCUGCAGACGAGCUGCAGGAUGAUGUUUUCCUCCGACCGGACGAGAGAGGACUGUGUCUGAAGGUCCAGUAUCCAGCCCCAGGUUUUGUCGGAGCCUCUGAACUCUCUCAGCAGACUGAAGAUGCGAUCCAGUCUGGACUCCAGAAUAAAACCCUGUCCUCUGCUCCACAAGACUACAGAAGUUCUGCAGAUCGUCAGGGAGGGACGACUGAAGACCUCCAGGCUCCGGUGGAGUCCCGCCCCCCCACAGCCUCUCAGAAACCAGUGCCAAAAACCAGAAAGGAGCUGAGUCCCAUACAGGAGACCAGUGUAGAGGCCAACUCUCUGACCUCACUGGGGGGACUGUCAGCUGGAAACUCCAGUCCACUGCAGGAAGACCAGGAGGGCCAGGACCAGGACCAGAUAGACCACGUUCCAUCACCUGCAGCUGGGGGCGCCGUGGAUCCCUGUGACCCGGACCGACGGCGGCGGCUGCUGGACCUCAGCGAGGUCACUUCCUCUCCAGACGUCCACUCAUCGCCCCGCCCCCUCCCUGCUGUGGAGGAGCACAGCUGUCUGCAGCUGGGGGGCAAAGCGUUUCACAUCUACUCCAGAGUUCUGGACGGAGGCAGCUUCUCCGUCUAUAAAGGAACCACAGAGGACGGCUACGUGGUCAUCAAGGUGAACCUGCUGAUAGAUCCAGUGGACAGCUGCUCUGUUCCCUGGGAUUUCCAUCAGUUUCAGCGUCUGAAGAACUCGUCCACCGCCGACAGUCUUCCUCGGAUCAGCUGUUUCCUGUUUCUAGAUGGCUGCAUCAUCGUCUACACCGCCCCAGCUGAUCACCUGUUCACUGAGCUGACAGAGUGUGUUCCCAGCGAGCCGUCUGUUGGUCAGAAAGCUGUCGGUCUGCUGCAGCUGGUGUUGCAGCUGCACUCCUGCAGGCUGCUGCAUGCAGCGCUGCAGCCAGGUGUUCUCACCUGUUGUCACAGAGGGUUUCUGAGUCCUGAUUGGGUCUUCCCGGUGGACUGGUCGUCCUCAGUGGACCUGGACCUCCAGCAGGACGUCACAACGGUCCAGCAGGUCCCGUCAGCUCAGAUCUACGUCAGUCUGGGUCUACUGGAGCCGACCGCCCCGCCGCAGCUGGUGGACCUGGUGGGCGUGGCCGAAACCGUCCACCUCCUCCUGACCAACAGCAGGAUGGUCGUCGUCAAAGACGACGGCGGCUGGACGGCAGAGCAGUUCAGUGGAGACGAACCGAGCGACAUCUUCUCCGGGAUGUGGAGGAGGUUCUUCCGGGCGCUGCUGAACGCCGGCGGCCGCUCGUCGUCCGUCCUGUCGGAGCUGAAGGAGCAGCUGUCAACACUUUAUUUCUGAAACGUAUUUGUUUAUUCUUUGUCUGUUUUCAUAUUUAACUCAAUAAAAAGGCUGUCAUACGGAA
Siniperca chuatsi (mandarin fish) is the source of this 1989-nucleotide messenger RNA. RefSeq names its product BUB1 mitotic checkpoint serine/threonine kinase Ba (gene bub1ba). Gene Ontology annotation, biological process: mitotic spindle assembly checkpoint signaling; meiotic sister chromatid cohesion, centromeric. The coding region runs from base 126 to 1925 and encodes 599 amino acids. Gene Ontology annotation, molecular function: protein kinase activity. The transcript is spliced from 16 exons. The record is from RefSeq and is a predicted model, not a curated record. NCBI's taxonomy places the organism in Eukaryota, Metazoa, Chordata, Actinopteri, Centrarchiformes, Sinipercidae.